Molecule: messenger RNA, 1824 nt
Organism: Rhododendron vialii
Lineage: Eukaryota; Viridiplantae; Streptophyta; Magnoliopsida; Ericales; Ericaceae
Product: DUF21 domain-containing protein At4g14240-like
Exons: 13
Coding region: 116-1597 (493 amino acids)
Biological process (GO): magnesium ion homeostasis
Cellular component (GO): intracellular membrane-bounded organelle
Source: RefSeq, a predicted model, not a curated record
AUUACUGCUAGAACACAAGUCCUAUUUGGGUUCCUCGAAACAAAACCACCGCAGGUGAGAGCCUCCUCACUCUCGCCACUCCGCAAAUCCGAAGAGAGAGAGAGAGAGAGAGACGAUGAUGCAGUGGAUAAAUGCGGUGGAGGUGGUGAGAAUGGGGACGAGGGGGAUGUCGACGACGGUGGGGGCGGAAUCGGGAGGGAUAGAGUUCGGAUCGGUCAUGUUUUUCGUGUACGCCGGAUUAUCGUGCGUGCUCGUCCUCUUCGCCGGAAUUAUGUCCGGACUAACCCUAGGCCUCAUGUCUCUCGGCCUCGUCGAGCUCGAGAUCCUCCAGCGCAGCGGCACCGCCACCGAGAAGAAGCAAGCAGCUGCUAUCCUUCCAGUUGUCCAGAAGCAACACCAGCUUCUUGUGACUUUGCUCCUGUGUAAUGCAUGCGCUAUGGAGGCCCUUCCCAUAUACCUUGAUAAGCUUUUCAAUCAGUAUGUUGCUAUUGUGCUCUCUGUGACUUUUGUCCUAGCUUUUGGAGAGGUUAUUCCCCAAGCAAUAUGCACCAGAUAUGGACUUGCUGUAGGUGCAAAUUUUGUUUGGCUCGUGCGCAUUUUGAUGAUAAUUUGCUAUCCUAUUGCUUAUCCUAUUGGAAAGAUUCUAGAUUGUGUAUUGGGACAUAAUGAUGCACUAUUUAGACGAGCUCAGCUGAAAGCUCUGGUCUCCAUCCACAGCCAGGAGGCUGGUAAGGGUGGCGAGCUCACACAUGAUGAGACAACGAUUAUAAGUGGAGCACUGGAUUUAACCGAGAAGACUGCUGAGGAGGCUAUGACACCCAUUGAGUCGACAUUUUCCUUGGACGUCAACUCAAAACUGGACUGGGAAGCAAUGGGAAAGAUACUUGCCCGAGGUCAUAGUCGAGUGCCUGUUUAUUCUGGCAAUCCAAAAAAUAUUAUUGGACUUUUACUGAUAAAAAGUCUUCUUACAGUAAGACCAGAAACAGAAACCCCUGUUAGUGCUGUUUCCAUUAGAAGAAUUCCACGGGUUCCUGCUGACAUGCCUUUAUAUGACAUAUUGAAUGAAUUUCAAAAGGGUAGCAGUCAUAUGGCAGCUGUAGUGAGGACUAAAGGAAAAAACAAAAUCACCCCGGCUGGUGUUGGUGAGGAAAAAACUGAAGACGACAAAUUUGCCAGUGGGGAGUCUCAACUAACUACUGCUUUGCUAUUGAAGCAAGAUGAGAAGCCCGAAAAUUUUGUUAUUGAUAUGGAGAAGUCUUCAAGGCCAUCUACCAAUACCAGGCACACCUCUUCUCAACACGUUGAUACAAUAAAUGGAUUGCCUCAGUUGUCGGACGAUAUCGAAGAUGGUGAAGUCGUCGGGAUCAUCACCUUGGAAGAUGUAUUUGAAGAACUUCUGCAGGAGGAGAUUGUAGAUGAGACUGAUGAGUUUGUUGAUGUACAUAAGAGGAUACGUGUGGCUGCAGCUGCAGCUGCUUCAUCAAUGGCACGUGCCCCAUCUCUUCGAAGGUUAACUGGCCAUAAGGGAGCGGGAGGCCAUACUAAGCAAGGACAAACACCAAAGAAGUCGGCAGAGGAAGACUCAACAAGGUUGUAAAGAGAAUGAUGUGAGCCUUCAUGCAAAGGUGCGAUGAAUAUGCCAUUUUGUUCAAUUCAUGCCAUUUUGUUCGAUUCGUUGUGUUGGUCUCGACGAUCUUGCGGAGGGAGAUAUUGGUUUGGUGGGAGAAAAGAAAAAUAAGUCCUGUUUUGCUUAUUGUAAAUUUUGGAACCUCUGGCAAAUUAUCUAUGAAAAUAUCAUGAUAUAUAACUGAUGUCGUUACCAAA